AUGGAGGACUCACAGAGACCGGACCGAGAGAGGUCGGUGCUCAUUCUCUAUGGCUCUGAGACAGGCAAUGCGCAAGAAGUUGCGGAGGAAUUGGGAGCAGUGACCGAGCGAUUGCGCUUCGUGACGCAUGUGUCCGAAAUGAAUCAGGUGAAGCCGGAAACAUUGUCUUCAUAUACCCUUACAAUUUUUGUUGUUUCGACCACCGGUCAAGGCGAUUUGCCGGCGAAUGCGAGGACGUUUUGGAAGUCAUUGCUGCUUAAGAAACUUUCACCUACGUUUCUCAAUGGUGUGAACUUUGCGUCUUUUGGUCUGGGCGAUAGUUCGUAUCCAAAGUUCAAUUGGGCUGUACGAAAGCUCUAUAAGCGCCUGUUACAGUUGGGCGCAAAUGAUAUCUAUCCUACGGGCGAGGCAGAUCAACAACAUCCCGAAGGUCUUGAAGGCACCUUUCUUCCAUGGGUAGCCGAUUUCCGCAAGAAUUUACUAGAUCGACACCCUCUACCUCCUGGACAGCAUCCAAUCCCAGAUAACGUUCAGCUACCGCCGAAAUGGAUCUUGCAACUGAAGGAAGUGAACACCUCUGGCUCAUCCCCGCAGUCUCUAUCUGCAGACGCUAUUACCCAAACUGAUGAAUACCCUGGUUUAACAAAUCUUAAUUAUGAUAUUCGCCCACUCCCAGAUACUCUCACCGCAACUCUAGAUGAGAAUCGACGUGUCACUCCACAAAAUCAUUGGCAAGAUGUUCGUCGCAUCUCGCUUACAGUUCCGGAAUCAGUCUCAUAUGCACCGGGCGAUAUGAUCGCUAUCACGCCCAAAACGUCACCAACCGAUGUACAAACCCUUCUCGACCUGACAGGCUGGAAAGAUGUUGCCGAUAAACCAAUUGCUCUUGUUCCCGCCGAGGAUACAUCAUCGCCAUCACCGAUUCCCGGUCUUGACUCAUAUCCUAAUCUGACCCUUCGCGCACUUCUCACAGACUACUUGGAUCUUAAAGCAAUUCCCCGCAGGUCCUUCUUUUCCACCAUUGCACACUACACGAAUGACGAAUUGCAAAAAGAACGUCUCUUAGAAUUCACGAACCCAGAAUAUCUCGAUGAACUAUGGGAUUACACCUCGCGACCCCGAAGAAGCAUUCUCGAAGUCCUGCAUGAAUUCGACACGGUAAAAAUUCCUUGGCAGCACGUAGUUUCCGUACUUCCGGUCAUGCGUGCACGCCAAUUUAGCAUCGCUAGUGGUGGCGCACGAAAGCGAACAGCAGAUGGAAAGACGCAAUUCGAGCUUCUCAUCGCUAUCGUCAAGUACCAAACCAUUAUCAAGCGGAUCCGCGAAGGUGUUUGCACCCGAUACCUGUCCACACUCCGACCAGGUAGCACACUCCGAGUACAACUGCAACCUGGUGGACUCAAGUCCUCAAUCCAGCAAUUGACCGGAUCUACCGUUCUUAUCGGACCGGGUACAGGCAUUGCGCCUCUCCGGUCUAUGCUUUGGGAGAAAGCGGCAUUGGUCCAGGCCUACCGCGAGCAAAACCCUGGCGUUGAGCCUCCCAUCGGACCCACGAUUCUCCUCUAUGGCGGUCGUAAUCGAACUUCGGAUUUCUUCUUCUCGGAAGAAUGGGACCAACUAAGUCAGCUUAUUCCGUUGCAGGUUCUUACUGCCUUCUCGCGUGACCAGCAACAGAAGAUCUAUGUGCAGGAUACAAUCCGUCAAAACUUUCCUCUGUUCUUCCGGCUUUUGCAUGAACUUCAGGGGUCGGUUUAUAUAUGUGGCUCUUCCGGACGUAUGCCUCAAGCCGUGCGGGAGGCAUUGAUUGAGGCUUUCCAGAAUGGAGGUGCGCCUGUGUUGGGGAGACCAUACACACGGUCGCAAGCGGAAGAGUACCUGAUUGCCAUGGAAAAGAGUGGACGAUACAAACAGGAGACAUGGUGA
Penicillium verhagenii is the source of this 1923-nucleotide messenger RNA. RefSeq names its product NAPDH-dependent diflavin reductase (gene tah18). Lineage: Eukaryota; Fungi; Ascomycota; Eurotiomycetes; Eurotiales; Aspergillaceae. The record is from RefSeq and is a predicted model, not a curated record. The transcript is spliced from 3 exons. The coding region runs from base 1 to 1923 and encodes 640 amino acids. Gene Ontology annotation, molecular function: NADPH-hemoprotein reductase activity; flavin adenine dinucleotide binding; FMN binding. Gene Ontology annotation, cellular component: cytosol.